AUACCCAAAGUGGUGUGACUUCAUAGAUCGUAAGAUACAACUGGACUAGUUAUUGAUUCCUGUUUAAUUUUAAUGUACGGGUACUAACGGAGCGAAAUGCGAUGGGUUAUAAAAUUCUGUUGCUACCCUUCAUUCAGUCAUUUUAUUAAUCUCUCUGUGUUCAGACCUAUCCUCCUAGGAUAUUUGCUGGUGACCGGUCAAACUGUAAAGUCAUCGUACACUACAGCAUUAUUAUAUAGCAUGGGUAGACUGAGUGAUAAUGCUAAGUUAAUCUGGAGAUCAGCUGAUGCUGUCUGUUUUGAUGUGGACUCUACUGUUUGUACUGAUGAAGCCAUCGAUGAAUUAGCAAAAUUUGUUGGGAGGGAAAAGGAAGUUGCAGAUCUGACUCAAAAAGCAAUGAGAGGGGGAAUGUCAUUUAAAGAAGCUCUUGCCAUGCGGCUUGACAUCAUACAACCAUCAGUGUUUGUCAUGAGAAGAUAUUUAGAAACCCAGUCUCCAUCUUUAACACCUGGGAUUAGGGAAUUGAUAUCUACAUUACAAAAGAAUAAUGUAUCUGUCUACCUAGUUUCUGGUGGUUUUGAUACGAUCAUUCAACCAGUUGCAGAAGAUCUUGGUAUCCCUCUGAAUCAUGUGUUCGCUAAUAGGAUAAAAUAUUAUUUCAAUGGAGAUUAUGCUGGCUUUGAUGAAACCCAGCCCACAUGUGAACAAGAUGGCAAAGCUCAAGUUGCUGCUUAUCUUAAACAUAGGCAUGGAUAUCAAAGGCUUGUAAUGAUUGGUGAUGGAGCUACUGAUCUUGUUGCUUCUCCCCCAGCAGACCUCUUCAUUGGCUUUGGUGGAAAUCAGAUUAGAGAAAGAGUGAAGAAAGAAGCAAAAUGGUUUGUCACAAGCUUCGACGAACUCCGAAAGGAACUUCAAAAUCAAUGAUUUUUGGCUAGUUACAAUAGCUUGUUCAAUGUCAAACUGUGAUCUUCUACUAACUAGCACAGAACAUUCAAUCUAUAGAAUGCAUUUUUAGUACAUUGUUUUUGUUUUUAUACAAGAUCACCAGUCAGCAUUCAGUUAACUUAUUAAAUUAUUUAUUCAUUAUUUUUGAAACUGCGAGAAAAAAAAACUAUUUGAACCAAGAAUAUUAUAUCCUUGGUUUUAUUCUUCUCAUAUUUCAUUGUAUUUUAGUGUACAUUUAUUUGUUGAAUGUAUAAAUAGUUAUGAGGUGCUUAUAAUGAUUUGGAGUCUUAUCCUCAGUAAUGAUAAGUAUUUAGGAAUACUGAAGGAAUUGUUUUUCAACUAAAUGCAGGGCAUGAAAUUUCCUCUAUUAUUUAAAUUAUAUGCUAAUACUGAAUUAGAUUUAUCUCUAACUAUGUUUUUCUUCAUAAAUAUGAUAUUAACUACUGGGAGGUAGCCCUUUGUGGUACUAAUAAUGUUAUCAAACAAUAUCCAUAUUCUUUAGAAGAUUACUGUGUUUUCAGAGAAAUGGUCAUUCAUGCAGCUAUUUAUAUUUUUCUAUACUUUUAAUAGACGUCAAGAUAUUUUUUUUCUAAAUUUCACAUUUAGUUUGUCAUUUUCUACAUUCUUUAGGUGGCUUGAGUCGCCAAAAAGUUCUUAAUGGCAUCUGUUGACAUUUUGAAAAUUGUUUAAAUAAAUAGUAGCAAGCAAAAAUUUGAAAUACUUAAGAACUGAAAUUUCGUGCCCUGACUUAAUGUAUGUAAAGUUUAGGAAGAUAAGAAUUUCCAAAUCAUUGUAUGAACCAUUUAUAAUUACUAAGUUCUUAAAGACUUAUUUUAGAUGUUGUCCUUGAUUAAACAAUUUGAAGAAUUCAGACUUUCAAAGUGCUUUACUAAAAGAAGGUGAUAAAAUAUUUUACGUUUAUUUCUUAGAAAAAGAUAAUGAAUUUUUGGUAUUGCUUAUGAAAUUUUUAAAAAUGUGAAGUUUGAAAUAAGAACUUUGAUACAAAAUAACCUUUGUAUUAAGAUACUGUUUUCAUCGUGAAAUUUAUAUUCUGAUUUAGAACUAUUUUAAAUCUGAUUAUUUUUGAGCUAUUUAUAAUUUUUUUUGUUUCGGUUUUUCAAGUUUCAUUUAUUCUUUUGUCAGUUAAUUACUUUUGUUUUAUAGGAAAUAGUGUGUAAUCUUACAAUCUCUUUACCUUUAUACUUCUGUUGAAAUGUUUUUUAAAGGAACAAAAUUAGCAUUUUCAUGUUAUCUCAUGCUUUUCUACUUCUAGCUUCUGUUGUUGGCUAUUAGAAACAAAUUUAUGAUAAUGUUACGUUCACGUUUAAGAAUAUUUUUCAUCAGAAUUAUUGUUGCCUUUGUGUAAAGUUUGUAAUUUUAUUUUUUUUAAAGAAAAGGAAGUUUUAAAGUAAAAUAUUUGUAUGAAGUUUCAGUAUUAUCCUGCAUCAAAAAUCCUGUAGAAAUACUUCCAUUAAAUUGUAAUAUGAGAGUAUUUUUAUACAGUAUGUGAAAGCUAAUUGUAUAAAAAUCGUAUUUUCAAUUGACUAGACUAACCUGUGAUGUGCUUUUUGUAACAGAUUUAUUAAAUCUGUUUAAGACUGUUCAGUUGCUUACAAAACUUGUAAUAAAUUGUUUUGUUUUA
Parasteatoda tepidariorum (common house spider) is the source of this 2587-nucleotide messenger RNA. RefSeq names its product phosphoserine phosphatase. Gene Ontology annotation, molecular function: magnesium ion binding; L-phosphoserine phosphatase activity. Gene Ontology annotation, biological process: dephosphorylation; L-serine biosynthetic process. The record is from RefSeq and is a predicted model, not a curated record. Gene Ontology annotation, cellular component: cytoplasm. Lineage: Eukaryota; Metazoa; Arthropoda; Arachnida; Araneae; Theridiidae.